This is a messenger RNA of Orbicella faveolata, 3744 nucleotides long. Its product is annotated as adipokinetic hormone/corazonin-related peptide receptor variant I-like. The record is from RefSeq and is a predicted model, not a curated record. Gene Ontology annotation, cellular component: plasma membrane. NCBI's taxonomy places the organism in Eukaryota, Metazoa, Cnidaria, Anthozoa, Scleractinia, Merulinidae. Gene Ontology annotation, biological process: G protein-coupled receptor signaling pathway. Gene Ontology annotation, molecular function: G protein-coupled receptor activity.
AAUGGAAAGGCGGGAAGACAAACCGAAAUCUACUGCGCAUGAGCAGCGGUUUUUCCGCCGUGCCGCUAUGAAUACUUCUGGAAACAUGCCGGCUUCGUUUUGCUGACGCGCGUAAGAAUUCUUAGCCAAAGGUCAAGGAACCCGCAAAGGUAAAAAUUAAUCUAGAGACAUGAAGACAUGAGGAAUACUACUAUUACUAUUCGACGUUAAGACUGCUUGUCAGAUCUGGCUGCAAUUGGUUAGAUCCUAGAAGCCUCCAAAAGAAGCUUUAUUGCGUUGGAUCUUUUAAUUUCAUUCAAUCACGACAGCGGGAAAUUAAAAUAAGUUUGCAAUUCAUCGAAACCGAAACUGGAAAUGCUUGUUGGACUAAACGCCAUGUUAUUUACAUUUCCUAAGAAUUAUAUAACCAAAAAACCCUUUCAUGUCAAAACACUUCAAAGUCUGGUAGCUUAAGCUUCUUCUCGUGGUGUUUUCACAAUGCUGGGUUAAAAAGCUUUAGAUCUCCUUGAGCGUCUAUCCACUGAAGGACCUGAAGCUCAGUGACUCACGUGAGCUACGUGACGUAACUUGGCAUCAAACAAGGCAUAACUGGCUGCAAGGUGCUGGGACUGGUUGAACCGCGAUUGCGCCUAUUGUCCUGUUUUGGAGAUGUCAGCCAGAUUACUUGGCGCAAAAAAAAAUUCCUUUUAAUAUUAAAGAGAGAUUCCGGCUAGCGAAAAAAUUUACAAAGUGCUCGCUGCUCGCACGACAAAUUUUAUCACUGCUCGUGCUAGCAAAAAUAAACGCUCUGCUCGCAUCCUCGUAAAUGCUUGCAAAGACCAUUCGAUACCCCUCGAAUGUGUUCCGAUUGAGUCAGGAUGGGUGCACCCAUCCUGACAAUGGUAGCACAAAGUAUUUAAUUUCGUCUCUUUAAUGGUUAGCAAUCGACGAGUUUCAGUUCGGCAAAGUUCCGAAAGAAGCAGGGCUGUUACUCUGGGGAUGAUUGCCUUGAGGUGGUAGCCGCUUUUGGGCAACUGAAACGAGCAGCAUUGUAUCGUUUUAAGGAGCUCAGUCAUGAUCAGUAACGGCAUUUCGAGUUAUUUUGGCCACGUACAUUAAUCUGAAAAUGGUAGUAUUGUUUUUUAUAAAACCCCAAGGGGAUAACGAUAAACCACAAAGGAUCAUAGAUGUUAAAGGUGGAGAAGAUUAACACAGAUUACAAAUGACGAACUUAAAAAAAUUAGUUUUAAAUUUCAAGAUGAAAAAAAAAUUUUGCCGUGGCUCCUUUACAUACCGCGCUAUCUUAAUGGUACCAAGAAAACGCGAUACGAUGUAGCUGAUCCAGCUAUAUUAGUUUGUGUUUUAAUACUACGAUGGGGCAGGAGUUUCGUUUCAUACCUAACUUUUUUCCUCCCUUCGGGGAAGAAACGCUUUAUUGUAGCCUCUAAUACGAAUUCACAAGGGAAAUUGAAAUGAGGACAUAAUUAUACAUCUACAUCUACACUUAGUUAAGUCGGUAAAAAUCGUACUGCAAAAAAUCUGAAUAAAAAUAAAACAAUGGGUUAUUAAAACUAAAACAUCAAAACUAAUAUUAAAACUAAUACAAUGGGAUAUUAAUAACUAUUAACUAACUUUGAUUGAUACUUAAUAUCCGGAAUGAUUAACCAUAGCUAAAAAUGCUGUAACUUUUUUUUUUUAUUGGCUAGGCUGGUUCACUGGAUGAUUCACAAGCAGGUCCUCGGUUCACAGUUAUAAAGAACCUCUUUCUCAUGGCGUUUCCCUUAGAGAUUGCAUUCUUAUUACGCAACAUGCAUGGACAUGCAUUCGAUUAGUGGAAUUAUAGGAAUGUCUGGUGUAUAACAGAUUAGCAAUUUGCUGUUAUUUCACGAUAUUAUUGACAAGUCGCUGAUGAAAUUGAUUGAGCUGUAAAUCUGAGUAAAACACCAUCUUCUCACGCAAUCAACAGGCAAGCCCCAGUCUCCAGCAUUUUUUUUGUUUUUUUUUUUUUCAUAAGAACAUAACCAGAAUUCCAGAUUAGUCACAUGGUUCUUGAGUUUCACCUUUUAGGUAUCACCAGCGAGAGCUACGGCCACUUUUUAACGACGCUACGUUCCAGAUUACAUGCAACCAUCAGGUUUAAAAGUGAUUAAAUGAACAUCUUUUCCUUUCUCUCUCUUAUCAAUCUUUUCCCAUUUGAUUGCAGAAUGAAUAUAUCAAGCGCCAAGAACGAAGAACAAGAAUGGAGGUCUAGUACUAAAGAUUAUGAAAUCAUCCUGUGGUGCACAGUAUUUAUCCUUACAGUCAUUGCAAUACUCUGCGCAAACAUCUUCGCAAUUUUCAUUUUUACUACGAAGAGGUUACUGCGCAAGCGCAACAAUAUACUUCUCAUGAAUCUUGCCACCGCUGACUUGAUAAUUGGAGGCAUUGCAUUCCCUAUGUUCGUUAGCAUUUUCUACAUGUCGUCUACACAUUAUCAAUUCAGGGACAUGAUUUUGAACCAGGUGUACAUCUGCGUGGACAUUUUUGCUGCGUUGUCCUCGAUGAUGAUCUUGGCAGUGAUAGCCUUGGAAAGGGCGUUUUCUGUCUUCUUUCCCCUUAAACACCGAUGCACUUCCAGACGAUCUAGAUUCUACUGGUUUUCAGCGUCCUUUGCGUGGAUCAUGGCUGCAGCUCUUACUACUCCGAAGGCUCUCAAAUGGAAAGCAGUAAUUCCACCGUCAUAUGACAGUCACGUGAUCUUUGCAUUCGUUUUCCUUGCUCUCGUCACCAUCAUAGUCGCGUAUACGUCUAUUUGGACAAAGAUCAAAUCUCGUAAAAGAAAUAACAACAGUUUUGCCAUCAAAGAGAAGUCAGUGGUUCAAGCAAUGCUGAUAGUGACCAUUUCCUUCAUAAUGAUGUGGUUGCCCUUCUUUUUGAUCAACGUAGCUGUCAGUUUUGAUAAUCAGUUACUGCAAGUGAUCCCUCCGAAUGUUGUUUACUUUGCUAAAUUAAUGCAUUAUGGAAACUCUUUUGUGAAUCCUAUCAUAUAUUACUUGAAGCUUCCACAAUUCCGCAAGGCCUUACGUAAACUAAGUUGCAGAAGUUCGGCGAGAACAGAUUUAAACGUUUAAACAACGUCACCUGGAGUGAAUCAGCUAACGAAAUCCCAAUUUGCGAUUUUUACAAUUAAAUUUGCCAUGACAUGGAAAUAUGUUUUCGGUUUUAAUAUAUUUAUUUUUUUAUACAACAACUCUAUUCAUACUUUCUUGUACCUAGACAUAUAUCAUCUUUAACUAAAACUGAAAAGAUUUCAAUCAAGUACAUUUAUUAAGCGUUAAUUCAAAAUCGACUAGAAGGGUCAAAAAUUGUAUUUUGAUGCAAUUAAUUACUAACCUUAGUGCUGUUGGAAAUGCUCAAUUGGAUAACUCAACCGAUAUUCUAGUUUCCCACCGCAACCGUAAAAUUUGUACAGAUAUUGACAAAGGCCGGUCCUUUAAACUUGUAUACUUUUACUGUAUGGUAAAAGGCUCAAGAUGAAAAAGAGAAGCUGAUUGGUCCCCUAAGUGGUCCGCAUUAUUGUAAUAUAAACCACUCACGAACUUGUAGUUUCGACAACUACAAAAACAACAACCAAAAGAUCUUUAUUUUCCGAAUACAAAUACAACUAUAGUUACAGUUUUAGUACACAGAUAAAAUAGCUUCGGCUCACUUUUUUGUGAAUUGCAUCAAAUGUACUUCAGAUGAGUAGGCCCAAAAGGAAUAGUAAAUGUUAUCAGUUUGAACCUU